ACAUGCUGUUUUUCUGUUCCUAUGUAUUGUGCAUUUUACUUAUUAUAGAUAAAAGUAGUCAUUUCUGGGUCUUAGAAUGUGGGCCAAAGAUAAGUCAGUAGCAUAGGGCUUUUAGAUUGGUAGGUUUUUGAGACAACGUUUCUCUGUUUAGUCCUGUAUCCUGGAACUCAUUAUGUAGAUAUGGCUGGCCACAAACUCACAGAGGUCCUCCUGUCUCUAUUUACCAAGUACUGGAAUUAAAGGUGUGCACUACCAUGCUCAGCCUAGUAGCAUAGAUUUUUAGAACCAAAGGAACUUUUUCUUGUGUAUUUAUUUAUUUAUGGACAUAAAGUAAAAUCUAAUCUCAUUUUUAAGCAAGAAAUAUAAAUUAUUUUAGUGUUCACAAGAACAUAAAGUAUCAGCUUAAGAGCAUCAUUUAUCCAGAAGUGAACAGUUUUGAACCCUGAAUCCUGGGACCUUCUGUCACACUAACUCAAGGACAGUGUAAUAUUUAUCUACAUGACUUUUGGUCAUUAGGUAAUCUAGUAGCAAGGGAUAAACAUUUAUAAAUUUGUUACGGGAACAUUUGUUUGUCUGUUUAUUUAUUGAGAAAGGACUCAACUCUUUAGCCCAGGCUGGCCUGCGAGAACCUCAUGCCUCUGCCUCUCAACUGCUUAGAUUACAGACAUGAGAAACCACACCAAGUUUUAGGAUGUCUUUAACAGUUUCUCUCCUAGAAGUAAAAGCUCUCCACUCUUAGAAUAUGGAGCUACAGACUAGAAAGAUACAAAGCUAUUGGUGUUUGGCCUAGUAAAUCAGGAGACUCCAAAGGAAAAUGUCCAUUUGUCAAGGAUACCAAUUAGAAGCCAUAGUUUAGUUGCUUUCCGAAAAUAUAUGUAAAUUAAGUUCCUAUGUAUCUAACAUUGUAGUUUUCAACAAGAUUUUAGUGUAUAACAUUUCCCUUUUGUGAUUUUAAAAAACUUACACAAUUCAAAACUGUUAGUAUAUGUGUUUUCAUACUUUUACCCCAAGUGGCAAUUGAGUCCUGUCUAGCAAGACAGCAGUCUCACUUCUAAGUCUGAUUGCUUUGUGAUACUUUUAAUUGUGCAAAUACUGGUAAAUUACAUUAAUAUCUUUUAUAACUUUUAUAAUCUUUUAUAUUUUUUAAGUAGCUUGUACUUAAGAACUUAAAAGUAAAAAAAACAAAAACAAAAACAAAAACAAAAACAAAAAAAAAACCUUAAAAGUAGAACUUAAAAAGUGAGUUCCAAGAACAUCCAGAGCUGAAUAAUAGUCUCAAAAAAAGAAAAGAAAAGAAAAAUGAAAGAGAAAAAAGAAAAACACGGGGUUGGGGAUUUAGCUAAGUGGUAGAGCACUUGCCUAGCAAGCGCAAGGCCCUGGGUUCAGUCCCCAGCUCCGAAAAAAAGAAAAAGAAAAACACAAAAAAAUGAUGGAAUUUCUUUGACCUCUUUUAACCCCUUGAUACCAAGGUUUUGACACUGGGUGUUUAAAACAGAUCCAUCAGCAUCAAGCUGUUCUAUAAAACUAAGGUGUUUGGGAGUAGCAAGUCUUACGAAAAUUAAUUUGGUCAAGGAAAUGAAAAACAAAUUUGACUACUCUAACAGAAUUUUUAUUGCAGGUGGUGGUUUUGAGACAGGGUUUCUUUGUGUAUCUCUGGCCUUCCUGGAACUUACUCUGUAGACCAGACUGGCCUUGAAACCAGAGAUCCACCUGCCUCUGCCUCCUAAGCACUGGGAUUAAAGGUGAAAAUUUUGACCAGAGUCCUUUGAGAAGAACAUUCAAAUCCAAAGUUCUGGCCCACUAUCCUCAGAACAUAGAAUGGAACCCUUUUGAUCAAGACGCAGUGAACAUGCUCUGCAUGCCUAAAGGGCUGUCGUUCAGGACACAGGCUGACAAUAAAGACCCUCAGUUCCACUCAUUUAUAAUUACCCGGGAAGAUGGUUCUCGCACCUACGGUUUUGUGCUCACCUUUUAUGAAGAAGUUACAAGUAAGCAGAUCUGCACAGCCAUGCAGACACUGUACCAGAUGCAUAACGCCGAGCAGUACAGCAGUGUGUAUGCUUCAUCCUCCUGCAGUAUGGACUCACUGGCCAGUAGUAUUGAUGAGGGAGAUGCGACCUCCCUUUUGAAACUCCAGCGGUACAACUCUUACGACAUCAACAGAGACACCCUGUAUGUUUCAAAGAGUAUAUGCUUGAUCACACCUCUCCCUUUCAUGCAAGCCUGCAGGAAGUUCCUCCUUCAACUUCACAAGGCAGUCACCUCACAGCAGCCACCACCCUUGCCCCUCGAGAGCUACAUCCAUAAUAUUCUCUAUGAGGUACCCCUGCCACCUCCUGGGAGGUCACUGAAAUUUUAUGGUGUUUAUGAACCUGUCAUCUGCCAGAGGCCUGGGCCCAAUGAACUCCCUCUUUCUGACUACCCUCUUCGAGAGGCCUGUGAACUCCUGGGAUUAGAGAACCUAGUGCAAGUAUUUACCUGCGUUCUUUUGGAGAUGCAGAUCCUUCUCUACUCACAAGAUUAUCAGCGCCUGAUGACUGUGGCAGAAGGCAUUACCACACUCUUGUUCCCUUUUCAGUGGCAGCAUGUUUAUGUACCCAUACUCCCUGCUUCUCUGCUACAUUUUCUUGAUGCCCCUGUCCCUUAUCUGAUGGGUCUUCAGUCAAAAGAAGGAACUGACCGGUCUAAACUAGAACUUCCUCAAGAGGCUAAUUUGUGCUUCGUGGAUAUUGACAACCAUUUUAUUGAGUUGCCUGAAGAAUUUCCACAGUUCCCCAAUAAAGUGGAUUUUAUCCAAGAGCUGUCAGAAGUUCUUCUGCAAUUUGGGAUUCCCCCUGAGGGCAGUCUACAUUGUAGUGAGAGUGCCACCAAACUGAAGAAUAUGGUUCUGAAAGAUUUGGCUAAUGACAAAAAGAAUGGCAACGUCCCCACCAACAACGUCAGCGUGUAUGAGUUACUGAAGGGCAGUGAAACCAUAGCCCGCCUCCAGGCUCUGGCCAAGAGGACCGGAGUGACGGUGGGAAAGAUCGACUUCCCAGCUUCUCUGAGUGAGAAAGAAAAGGAUUUAAAGUUGCAGUGUGAAGAGGCAGACCUGCGGGACUCCCAGCUCAACGUACAGCUGCGCGAAGUCUUCGCCAACCGCUUCACACAGAUGUUUGCGGAUUACGAAGCGUUUGUGAUUCAGACGGCCCAGGACAUGGAGUCCUGGCUGACCAGCCGGGAGCAGAUGCAGAACUUUGACAAAGCUUCUUUCCUCUCUGACCAGCCUGAGCCUUACCUGCCAUUUCUUUCACGCUUCAUUGAAACACAGAUGUUUGCUACCUUUAUUGAUAAUAAAAUCAUGUCUCAGUGGGAAGAGAAAGACCCUCUGCUUCGGGUCUUUGAUUCUCGGAUUGAGAAGAUGAGAUUGUAUAACGUAAGGGCACCCACCCUUCGGACAUCCAUAUAUCAGAAAUGCAGCAGUUUAAAAGAAGCAGCCCAGUCAAUUGAACAACGACUGAUGAAAAUGGACCACACUGCAAUUCACCCACAUCUACUUGAUAUGAAAAUCGGUCAAGGCAAAUAUGAGCAAGGGUUCUUUCCAAAGUUACAGUCUGAUGUCUUGGCGACAGGACCAGCCAAUAACAAUCGCUGGGUGAGUCGAAGUACCACGGCACAGCGCAGGAAAGAGCGCCUUCGCCAGAACGCUGAGCACAUUGGGCUGGACAGUGACCUACGGGAGAAAUACAUGCAAGAGGCACGAAGUUUAGGAAAAAACCUGAGGCAACCAAAGCUGUCAGAUCUCUCACCUGCUGUGAUUGCACAAACCAACUGGAAAUUUGUAGAAGGCUUAUUGAAAGAAUGCAGAAUGAAGACCAAACGCAUGUUGGUAGAGAAGAUGGGACAUGAAGCAGUGGAGCUGGGCCACGGAGAAGCAAACAUCACGGGUUUGGAAGAGAACACCUUGAUCGCCAGCCUCUGUGACCUUCUGGAGAGGAUUUGGAGCCACGGCUUACUGGUCAAGCAGGGAAAGUCUGCCUUGUGGUCACAUUUGAUCCAGUUUCAGGAUCGAGAAGAGAAACAAGAACACCUCACAGACUCCCCAGUUGCCCUUGGACCAGAAAGAAGAAAAUCUGACUCAGGAGUUAUGUUACCGACACUCAGAGUCUCUCUUAUUCAAGACAUGAGACAUGUUCAGAACAUGACUGAGAUCAAGACUGAUGUUGGACGGGCUCGGGCGUGGAUAAGGUUGUCCCUAGAAAAGAAGCUUUUGUCCCAGCAUCUCAAGCAGUUACUCUCUAACCAACCACUAACCAAGAAGCUUUAUAAGCGCUAUGCUUUUCUACGCUGUGAAGAAGAAAGAGAACAGUUUCUUUACCAUCUGCUUUCCCUCAAUGCUGUGGACUACUUCUGCUUUACCAGUGUGUUCACCACUAUCAUGAUUCCUUAUAGAUCAGUGAUCAUUCCAAUUAAAAAGCUGAGCAAUGCAAUCAUUACCUCGAACCCGUGGAUCUGUGUUUCGGGAGAGCUGGGAGACACCGGAGUGAUGCAGAUUCCAAAGAACUUGCUUGAGAUGACUUUUGAGUGCCAGAACCUGGGGAAGCUCACUACAGUUCAGAUUGGCCAUGAUAACUCUGGACUGCUAGCUAAAUGGCUAGUGGAUUGUGUCAUGGUCAGAAAUGAAAUCACAGGACACACAUACAGAUUCCCUUGUGGGCGGUGGCUGGGGAAAGGUGUCGAUGAUGGCAGCCUGGAGAGAAUUCUUAUUGGAGAAUUGAUGACAUCAGCUUCAGAUGAAGACCUGGGAAAGCAGUGUCGGACUCCACCACAGCAGAAAUCUCCCACGACAACCAGGAGACUGAGUAUUACCUCACUAACAGGAAAGCCUGCCAAGCCCAAUGCUGGACAGAUCCAAGAAGGAAUUGGAGAAGCUGUGAACAAUAUUGUGAAGCAUUUUCACAAACCUGAAAAAGAGAGAGGAAGCCUCACAGUGCUGCUGUGCGGAGAAAAUGGCCUGGUUGCUGCCCUGGAACAAGUUUUCCAUCAUGGGUUCAAAUCUGCCCGCAUCUUUCACAAGAAUGUCUUCAUCUGGGACUUCGUAGAGAAAGCAGUGGCUUAUUUUGAGUCCACUGACCAGAUUUUAGACAAUGAAGAUGAUAUGCUCAUUCAGAAACCAUCAUGCAAAACCUUCUGCCACUAUGUGAAUGCUGUCAAUACUGCACCCAGGAACAUUGGAAAGGACGGCAAAUUCCAGAUUCUCGUUUGCCUGGGAACAAGGGAUCACCUGCUCCCACAGUGGAUUCCAUUGCUAGCAGAAUGUCCUGCCAUCACCCGAAUGUAUGAAGAGAAUGCACUCCUUCGAGACCACAUGACUGUCAAUUCCCUUAUCCGCAUUCUGCAGACCAUUCAGGAUUUCACCAUAGUCUUGGAAGGAUCACUAAUCAAAGGAGUGGAUGUGUAAAGCAGUCGACAGAAACUCUUCAUCUACCCCUGGCUCAUGACGCUUCCUCAGUUAUGGGGACCUAUCUGGACCGGUCUGACCAUAGCGCGCACUGCGGGGGCAGUGCACUAGAAGCCCCAGAUUGAACAGUCUCCACUCUGCAGACAAGGCAAAGUGCUGUGUUGUAGUUCAUUUGAACCUGAAAUUUAGUAUAAAAUAGAGUAUUUUCAUGUGUUAGAAGUGUGUAAAUAUGCUAUCUUUAAGAAAUAUUACUCUAAUAAGAUACUUUUCUUAGAUUGAAUAUUCCUGUGACUUAAAAUAAGUAGCUUAAAAAUGUUGGGGGCGGGGAAAGUGGUGCUAGUCAGGAAGAAGCCAGUAAAUGUGUAAAUAGUGCAACCCAGGCAGGCUUCUUUUUCCCUCCAGGUCUCACAGAGGAACCAGAAUGCUUCGUUCUGAAGCAGCCAUCCCUCCUGGAGUCCCAUCCUGUGUGCAGUGAAUGUAUACAGCUUUACAUAAUGUACAGCAGUCCUCGUUGGUCUUUAAGUUAUAAACCAUUUAAUACAUUUGAAUUAUGAGUCAUUUUUCUAGUUUUGGGGAAGUUUUAGUUGGCCCCCAGCAAGGUUUGGUGGCUCACACCUCCAAUCCCAGCACUGGGGAGGCAGGGGCAGGGGCAUCUGAGUUGCAGGCCAGACAGAGCUACACAAGAGAGAGAGAGAGAGAGAGAGAGAGAGAGAGAGAGAGAGAGAGAGAGAGAGAGAACACAAAUACCAGAUCCCAAGAGCUUGGCUAAUUGGAAAGCAAACACAGAAGCCCUGAGAAGCAUGGGCUUAAAACUUCUUUACUUUAGAAAGAUUAACCUGGAGGCUUCAUUGUUGGCGUUUUUUAUUGCUGUUAUUUGACAGAACUUUUGAGAUAAUGAAUUUUAGUAUUAGUCAUAUAGCCACAACUGCAAGAAACAGUGUGACUCAGUUCUAUUAACUCGGCCAUCUAAACUCUGUAACUGGAGUUAAUCUACCAGUCCAUUCUUUGUUAGGUCCCAGCCACUCCCUCGGUCUGCCCCAUCCCCCUCUCAGGAAAUGGAAGGAAUGUGGAAGAAGGAGGGAGGUCUCAGUGUGAUUUGGAAUGCUUUUGUGAAGGUAUUUGUUGACCAUGAUAAUGCAAAUAGCAGAAGCGGUGAGAAAGAACUUAGCCUUUCUGGGUGUUUCAGGGAAAUGUAAAGCAAUGGCCCAGAGAAGUUAAAAGCCACUGCCUCAGACUGAGGAGUGAAUUAGACACAAGAGACAAUUCAGGAAGCCUUUAAGUUAUACCUUUCUAGUUUGGUAGCUUAUUUAUUUUUUAAGUUAAGUAAAUAUGUUAGCAACUACAUAAAUCUUUAUCUUUUUGGUAAGUAAGUUGUGGAACUCUUAAUUAAGCACUGAUACCUUGUUAGUAGCAAAAUUGCCUCAGCAGAGCUCCAGGUUUUAUUCCCUGUUGUAGCUGAAAACCAGAGCCAUGGCCUCUCAGGAUCCGUGUGCAAUCUCAGGGCCCUGGGCUCUUGCCAGCCGUGCUGUUUUUCCUUAUUUACUGGAAGAAGAGACUAAUAGAUCAAGUGCCUCAUGCCCUUUAUCAAAAACUAAGGAAGGGUCUCUGAAGAUACAUUUACAAACCCAUGGAAAGGGCUCAGAAUAUGUCUCUAGAUGACCUGGGUAACCCAGAGGUUUGCUUACCUAAAAUAAAGGUGUUUAUACUAGAAUGAGACUAUUCUAGAGACAGAUCUACUGUGGGAACAUCCAGAAGUUAGAUGCCGUCCUUCCCGGGGUUUUACCGUUGUCUUCCCGUGGUGGACUUUUAAGUCAGUAUUCCACAGUUGGGUCAUUGGUGCAGCCCCUUCCAGACAUUAUUACCCGAUAUCAUUUCUCCUGUUGAAUCUUCAGUCACCUGUACAGAUAUGAAACUCUAUCUCUGUGCUACUUAAUGAGGACUGAAACCUAAGUUAAUUCAUUUUGUUGUUGUUAGUGAAACAGGAUCCCAUUGUGUAUCCCAGGCUGGCCUUGGAACUCCAUUUGUAGACCAGGCUCACCUAUCUAGAACUCACAGAGAUCUACCUCCCUCCACCUCCUGAGUGAGGGGAUUGAUCUGAGUGCCCUGCCCAGCAAACUGCUCUUAAUCUCUUAGGCAUUACAUCGUUGUAAAAGUGGGGCAGAGUUGUGUUCCAGCUUGAGUUUAAAACUGGUACUUAAAAAAAGAAAAGUAGUAGUAGUAGUACCAAAAAAAAAAAAAAAAAAAAAAAAAAAGGCUUGUUCCACGUGAUAUCCUUUGGAUGGACUAGUGAAAUAACUGAUUAAAAACACCAAGCAUUGUCUCAGAGGUAAGCCUUAUGCCUUGGUACAGAAUCUGCUCAGACGGCUGGGCCUCAUGGGAGCUGCUUGACCGACCCACAGCCCAUUCCUUUAAAUUUCCCACUGGUCAUAAAUCUUAGCCUUACAGAAUAAAUUUAAUAUGUAGAAACAUCAUGAGCACUUUAGGGUGUGAUAAAAAAGAAAAAUGUUCCCACUGAAUUUGGGGUUACCUAUUGCAAAUGAUAAAGUAAGACUUUCCAUGUGAUCUAUAACAAACUGAAUCAACAUGAAAAAUACAUCACAGCAGUAGCGGAUUGCUCAAAACAGUUGCAUAUGACCACACAAGCUGUAAGGACUUUUGUAAGGACCGUACAACAAAUACGUUGUUGUACAUCUCUGCUAUUUAAAAAAAAAAAAAAAAUCACCUCAUAGCAAAUGAAAACCAAAACGACUCCUUUUGUGUGUGUGUUAGUGCAAAUAAAUUUAUAGCAAAUACCAGGGACCAAAAUUAAUAUUCUACAUAGUAACUUUAAAUAAGUCAUUUUAAAAUUAAAUUGGCAAGGAGAGAUGGCUCAGCAGUUAAGAGCACUGGCUGCUUUUCCAGAAGAGGGUUCAGUGGCCAGCACCCACACGGUGACUCACAUCCACCAGUCGCUACAGUCCAGAGGAUCUGAUGUGCUCUUCUAACUCCCUUGGGCACCCAGCGUAGUAAACUUACAUACAUAUAGGCAAAACGCUCAUAAAAUAAAACUCAUCUUUCUUUUUUUUAAGUUUUAUUAAGUGUGCAGUGGCUGGGGAUGUAGCUCAGUAGUAGAGUGCCUGUGUGGCUUGUACAAAGCCCUGGGUUCUCUCCUCAGCAGGCACAAAUAAAAUUGCCAAAAUUUUUCUUGAGUACCAAACCCUCCAGUCUUAACCUUCAUGUCACCUUUCUGGUAGCCUUACAGUGACUUGCAUAUCACACGUGAAGAGAGCUCCAUGCUUUAGGGGGAAGGUACCCCAAUACCUCACAAUGACUGAGCUUUUCCAUGUGAGGAGAAAUUGUCAGUUGGAAAGCAGACUGCCAGGAACCCCUGACCUGACCCUGUUUCCCUCUGGGCGUGAAAAUUUAAUAGAGGAAACCUAAAAUUUGCAACAGUUCAAUUUCAUCUAAAACUCAUUUUAAAUGUUCGUAUUUAUUGUACUUUUUCUAGCUCUGUGAGAUUUACUUAACAUGGUUUUUAAAAAAUAAUAAUUUUAGUGAACUUCUAUAACACUGUAUGAAUAAUAACCAUUUGCUUCUACUUCCUUUUCUGACAUAAGCACAUGUAUAAAUGUAAUGAAAAACAGAUUAAGACUGUACAUCACACCUGUGUCUAACAUGUGUCAAUAUCUCUAAAAUAGGAGGUAGACAAGGCCAUCAGAUCCCCGGGUAUAUAUUUAACAGCAUUGGUAAUAGAGUUCUUUAUAAUGUGAAAUGUCUUCUAAGAAUAAUGGCUUUUGAAUAGAGUAUUCAUUUAGGAAAUUGUGUUUUCUCUGAAGUUUACAGAAGCUAGUCCACAUUUUCAUGAUGCUGAAAGGACAUUCUGAAGUACAUAUUUCAGUAUUAACACACCUUUAUUGAUUGACAGCAGAGCACUCUACUGCUUUGAUAGAGUAAAUACUAUCUCUAAGCCUCUGUGUCUUUUGUAUGUUUGGUUUUGCUUUUGGUUUUUUUUUGUUUGUUUGUUUGGUUGGUUUUUUUGUUUUUUGUUUUUUUUUCUUCUUCUUCUUCUUCUUCUUUUUCUUCUUUUCUUUUUUCUUUUUUUCGGAGCUGGGGACCAAACCCAGGGCCUUGCGCUUGCUAGGCAAGCGCUCUACCACUGAGCUAAAUCCCCAACCCCUCUUUUGGUUUUUUUUAAAGAGUCUUUUUACAUAGCCCAGGCUGUUCUAGAACUCACUCUAUAGGCCAACCAGGCUGUCCUUGAACUCACAGACAUCCACCUGCCUCUGCCUCCCAAUCAAAGGCAUGCACCACCACACCUGGCAAGCAUCUGUGUCUUUAGGAAUCUUUGUUUCAUAUGUCACUAUUUUUUGCAUUAUCAUUUGAUAUAACUGGGAGACAGAAAAAAAACCAACUUAUGUCCCUUGUUUUUAAAAUAUAUGUACAAACUUGCAUAAUCAAACGAACUGUUAAGCUUUUUAAAGAAGUUUGCUUUUGCAGUGUGAUGAAAGGAAUCCAAGGAAGGGCUGGAGUGGAGCUCAGUGUUAUAUGUGCUUAACACAUACACAAAGCCCUGAGCAACACCCCAGCAAAAGAGAAUAAAUUCAAGGAUGAUUAUAACCCCCCAAGUCUGCUGUCUCUCUCUUUCUCUCAAGGAUAAGAUUAAAAUUGAUUUCAGAAAGACAUAUUGAGGUAUUUAUAUUUAUAUUAGACUGAAGAAAAGUUCAUUAAAUAAACUUCCCCCUCUUUAAAAGAGUUCUGUCAUAUCCUUAGCUAUUUAGGAAGUAGUCAUGCUUGGUCCAAUUACUUGUGGGUUGGAUCCAGUAUGUAUUUUAAACAAAUAUUGACACAGAUAGUAAGGAGUUUCUGUUAUCAGUCUAAUGUAAUCAGUCUAAAACAGAAAAAAAAAUCUCAUGCUACACUUGAGCCACAUAUGAAGAUAGCCUAUGUUUUGUCGUUGUUGUUGUUGGUUUUGUUGUUAUACUAUUUCUGCACUUAAAUUAUACUGUUUUUCUUUGUAUUAUUAACAAUGUAGGUCAGAACUGGAGUUUUCUCCCCUCCCUCGUCUGAACAUGAUACAAAAUCCGAAGAGUAUUGAAACAUUAUGCACUUUAACAUACCAGACAAACUGACAUGGGUUUUCAGGUUUUGGAGUACAUUUAAAUAUGACUUUUCAUGCUUUGUUCUUUACAAAUAAAACCGUGGGGUUGAUA
Molecule: messenger RNA, 10629 nt
Organism: Rattus norvegicus (Norway rat)
Lineage: Eukaryota; Metazoa; Chordata; Mammalia; Rodentia; Muridae
Source: RefSeq, a predicted model, not a curated record